Messenger RNA from Calliphora vicina (urban bluebottle blowfly), 2878 nucleotides. RefSeq names its product coiled-coil domain-containing protein 40 (gene l(2)41Ab). Bases 98 to 2878 code for a protein of 926 amino acids. NCBI's taxonomy places the organism in Eukaryota, Metazoa, Arthropoda, Insecta, Diptera, Calliphoridae. The record is from RefSeq and is a predicted model, not a curated record. The transcript is spliced from 6 exons. Gene Ontology annotation, biological process: axoneme assembly. Gene Ontology annotation, cellular component: cytoplasm.
UCUUUGCUACUGAAAGAAUAAAUUUAUAUUUUAUACAAAAAUUAAAUUUAAAAAAAAAAUCUAUCAAUAUAAUUUGAAUAAAACUAAUUAACUUCUUAUGAUGGCGGAUUAUAAGUCUUUCGGUUUGGAGGGUGAAAAUAAUGAUGGGGAGAAACUGUUUGCAGAAGAUAAUUCCAAUAUUGAGGAUUCUGAGGAAACGGCAGUAGAAAAAGCAGCUGGUGAACUGUGCAACUAUGAAAAUAUGCCAGACGAACCAGCAUCAAAUGAACAGGGUGAUCUACCUUUGGCACUUUUACCUCCAGAUCAUCCUUUAUUGGCCAAGUUUCAACAAUCGCUGAAAGAGUUUCUCAUACGCACCAGAGAUCAAUUGAUUAAUGAAAUUGAAGAAAUAAAAUACUCCGUCAAACAAAAAGAACAACAGCGCGAAGAACAGGGCGCCAUACUGUAUGACAGACAACAAGAAAUUCAACGACAAAACGAACAGCUCGAAGAAUUUGCUCAAGAAAUUCAAGAAAAUCUUCAGCAACGACAUCGCGAAGAAGAGGCUGUGAGUCAACUGAAAGCCGAGUAUGAGGAAAAGUCUCAAAUAACGAAGGAACAAAAGACCUUGUACAACAAACGUAUGGCUGAGCUGCAGCACAUGCAAGAACUCGAGAACAAUAUACGCAAAUGGACCGAUGACGUUGAGGACGAAGUGAAAAAUGCCAAACGUGUUGUAAGUCGGGAUACUCAGUUGCAACAACAAUUGUCUGAGGAGAAGAAACGGUCGGAUUUAUUAUUCUAUCACUUGGAUGUGGAAGUAAAGAAAAGCGAAACGGAAUUGGAAAUGGUGCAGAAUGAAAUAAAAGACAUGGACGAAGUUUUGGAUGCAUUGAAUAUGAGUGUUUCGAAUGCAAAUGCAGACUUGGAAGCAUUGGAAAAUGAACAUAAACGUUUGACGCAAUCUUGGUCGGAAGUGAUAGUGGCAAUUUCGUUGCGUGAUCGUAUACUGUAUCAAGUUAAGGUGGAAACGGACAAAGGAAAAGAAACGAUUAAAUUAAAUACGGCUGGAAUUGAGGCUACUCAGAAGCAGAUUAAGAAAGAAUUACAAGUAAAUGAAAAAUUGGAGACUUUUAAAAAGCGGCUAGCUGAAGACUUCACAACAUUAAAAAAGGAUUGCAAACAACAAUCUGAUAUUUUGGCGAGCUUAGAAAAUAAACUCUCCGACAUACCCUUACUACUAGAUCAAACAGAAAAAGAUCUAAAAGAGGCCAAGAAGGAAGGUACACAAUUGGAAACUGAAAUUCGACGACUCCAAUGGAAAGUCGAUAAACAAAAUAAUAAAAAAUACGAAGUUGAAGAAAACAUAUUAAAAUUGGCCCAAGAUCAUUUGAUCACCGAUAAAGCAAGUGAAUAUCGCUUGAAAUUGCUGAAUAAUGCCCAGGAGCAGAGAAGAGGCAUGGAAUUGAAUCUAGCCCAGGCCCAAAAUCAAUUGGCUGGCACUUUGUUGGAUAUGGAACGUGUUAAAGGGAACAAUUUUAGAAUGAGUCAAGAAAAUGAGAAACUUUGUGAAGAACUUGAUGCUCUAGAAAAGACAUCGGAUCAUUUUAAUGCUGAGUUGAAGUAUUUGGAAACGCAAAUUGAUAUAAAAAUGAAACGGAUGGAUAAAUUAAUGAAUCAAUUGGACGAGCUAAUACGGAAUAGUGAGGGCAGUGAAAUAAGUCCAACUGAGUUGAAGAUCAAACAAUUAGAAAAAUCCAUACAGGCCACUGAACAACAAAUUAUGGAAUAUCAGCAAUUUUGGAUAAUGCUGCAAAAUCAUUUUGUCAAUCUCACCCAGAAGAGAAGUGCACAAAUGAAUCAAAUUCAAAUUACCCAAAAACAAUUAUCCAUUAUAAAGCAGAAAUCCCUAAAAGUCGACCAAGAACUUGAGCAGUCGGAAACCAGUACCAAAGAAUUGAAUCGCGAUAUACAAAUUUAUCAGUCAAAACUGGAGCUCUUAAAUGCCAAAAUGGCUAAGAAACGCCAACAACAUGAAUCUGAGGAAAGUGAGUGUGAACAAGAACAUGCUGAACUAUUAGAAAGACUUAAGGAUAAUGAAAUGCAUGCCUUGAGAUUGGAGGAAGAUAUUAAUGAAUUGCAAACAGAAACUGAACAUUACAAGGACAUUGUACUGGACAAACAUCGAGAAUCUUUAUCGUGGGAGACCAAAUAUAAACUUAUAGAGGAAACAUUACGUUGGCGCAAAGAGGAAAGCGCACUUGAUAGUGAAUUGGGUACAAUGCGCACCGAAAUUCAUCGCAUGCAAAUACGUAACCAACAACUAAAACGGGCCCAGGAAAAACUAAUCGGAGAUCUUGAUCACUGUGUUAUGCAUCGUGAACAGAUUGUUGUAUCAGCUGCUAUAAAGCAAAACAUGGAAUCAAAACCCACAAGAGUUAAACAGUCCAGUAACACGACUCAAUUUAAAAUCAAUGAUUUGCGUAAUAAACUAAAGCAAAUACAGAACGACAUAACCAUACUAUCCGAUCAGCAAAUAGUCCAGACUAGGAAGGAAUACCUACAAAUACAAGAUGAAAUAAAAGACCUACGUUACGAAGUCGAUCAAGAAGAAUCUCAGGAUAAUUUGAUACGUACAGAAAUCGAACAGGCUCUUUUAUUAAAAUAUCAAAAUCUUGAGAAUAUUGUACGAAAACAAAAUCGUGCCAAGUCCUAUCGACGUCUCAACGCUUCUACUCAACCGAUGAAAUUACCACGUAAUGAAACAGCCAUACUAUCACAGAUACAAAAACAAACGGAAAUGAACGAUCAUUUGACAGAUAUUGUUCAAACGCUGGGUACUGAGUAUCCUCACAAACAAGCGUUCUUUGCAAGACUUCUGCAAAUUUUGAAAGAUUGA